Molecule: messenger RNA, 7353 nt
Organism: Haliotis rufescens (red abalone)
Lineage: Eukaryota; Metazoa; Mollusca; Gastropoda; Lepetellida; Haliotidae
Product: clathrin interactor 1-like
Exons: 16
Coding region: 156-2393 (745 amino acids)
Biological process (GO): endocytosis
Cellular component (GO): plasma membrane; endosome; clathrin vesicle coat
Molecular function (GO): phospholipid binding; clathrin binding
Source: RefSeq, a predicted model, not a curated record
UGAAGGUUGCUCAGAUCACGUGACAACGCCAUCUUGUUGGUUAGGUUAUUUCCGGCCAAAUAAUACAUCCGAAAAAUCCACUAUCAUCGGGGUUGUUAAUAGAAAUCCAUCCAUUUUGGCUGGAGAUUUUGGUCCACUGAUAUCUACCAACCAAAAUGUGGAAGCUUCGUGAAAUAACCGACAAGGUCACCAAUGUGGUGAUGAACUACAGUGAAGUGGAGGCCAAGGUGCGGGAAGCGACCAACGAUGAUGCAUGGGGUCCACACGGCUCCUUGAUGAACGAGGUCGCCCAGUACACAUUCACGUACGAGCACUUCCCUGAGGUGAUGGGCAUGCUAUGGAAGAGGAUGUUGCAUGACAACAAGAAGAAUUGGCGCCGUGUCUACAAGAGUUUGAUUCUGUUGACGUACCUGGUGCGGAACGGCUCAGAACGUGUGGUUACCAGUUCCAGAGAACACAUCUACGACCUGAGGGCGCUGGAAAACUACACCUUCUCGGAUGAAAAUGGCAAGGACCAGGGACUGAAUGUACGCCACAAGUGCAAGGAUCUGCUAGGCUUCAUCCAGGACGACGACAAGAUCAGGGAGGAGAGGAAGAAGGCCAAGAAGACGAAGGACAAGUUUGUGGGCGUGUCAGGAGAUACUUCAGGUUAUAACUCCUACAGUGACCGGUAUGAGGAAGAGCCACGCAGGACCAAAAAGCUUGAUGACAUCGAUGACUGGGGCGGCGGAAAGAAGUCCAUCGCCAUCGAAGCAGUAGACAGGGUCAAGGAUGUAUGGAACAAAGUCACGGGCCGACGAGGGGGAGCAGAAGCACCAGACUUCUAUGAUGAUGAUGAUAGGGGAAGUCGCUAUGACGACAAAGUCAGUCGCUAUGACGACUACAAAGAGAGGAACCGAGACCGAGAACGAGAACGAGACAGAGACCUUGAUCAUGAUGAUGAUUACAGUGAGAAAGAUCGAGACCGUCCAAGGGAUCGUGAUCGUUAUGAAUAUAAAGAUGAUGAUGAAAAUGAAUUUACAUCAGUUGAAAGAACUCAUACAACACGUACAGAAAAAAUUACGACAAAUAGACGAUCAAGACAAGCAAAGAAAAUUGAUCUCGGAGCUGCAAGCAGUUUGGGCAAAGAUUCAGAUUCAGUGAGUGUAAAUAGUAAUAAUGUAGACGGUGCACCUAGUCUUAUUGAUAUGGGACCUCAACAGAAGACGGGAGAUUCUUCAUUUGCUGAUUUCAGUGGAUACCAGUGUGCAAAUGCAAAUGGAAGUUUUGAUGAAUUUAACCCUAGGGCAGCAGCAACACCUCAGUCACCAGGUCAACCAGCUGAUUUCGGUGACUUUGCGCAAUUUCAAAAUGGAGGAACAGUCUCAUCUCCCACAGGCUCUGCCAACUUCGCAGAUUUUUCUCAGAUGAACACUGCCAACUCUCCGACGUCACCCAACACUGGAACACCAGCAGCUUCCAACACAGCCUCCGCAACCAACGAUCUCUUUGAUAUGUUAGGAUCAACGUCCCCCAAGUCCAACCCCAUACAACCUAUGCAAACAGCCCCCAACCUCAUGUCAUCGCCGGCUGCAGCCCCUUCAACCAUGAUGCCAGCCCAGCCUGCAAUGGGGGCGACAUCACCCAUGAUGAGCAACCCCCCGAUGGGGAUGGGGAUGCCAGUUAAACCAGGGAUGCCCAUGGGGCCGCAGAUGGGGAUGGGUGGCAUGGCCCCCGGCAUGGCAAUGCCAGGACAGAUGCCGAUGGGGAUGAUGCCAGGGAUGUCGCCGCACAUGAUGGGCCAGCAGCCCAUGAUGUCGCCCAUGGCAACGGGUAUGAUGCAGCCCAUGCAGAUGACUGGUGCAGGGUUUGUGCACUCCUCAAUGCAAAAAUCCAUGUCCUCUUCCAUGCAGGACACCUCAACCUCUGACCCUUCGUCAGCAGGGCCACAAACACCCAAGAAGCCGAACACCUGGUCUGAGUCAAAGGUAGACAUAAGCCUGGACACCCUCAACCCAGCGAACCGGUUCCAAAAGCAGGCCCAGCCCAGCAUGAACCAGCUACAGCAGCAAGGCAUGAUAGGAUCAGGUGUUGUAAUCUGGUACCCUGAGAUAAACUACACAGGUAUGGGGGGAGGAGGUUCACCCUCUGGGGGCAUGUACCCCGGUCAGAGUCCGGCCAUGAUGGGGGGGAUGUCCACACUCAACCAGGGCAUGGCCAACAUGAAUGUCGGGGGACCUCCCCGGAUGAUGAGCCCACAACCCAUGAUGGGACAAGGAAUGAGCAUGCAACAAGGGAUGAUGGGAGGGAUGCCCCAGGGCAGCAUGGGGAUGCAGAGCACCACCGUGUCGGGACAGUCGACGUUCCAGAAGCGCACAGACUCCGCCUUCGCAUCCUUCGGCAACGUCAAAUAGUGUAGCCCACCAUCACCAUCAGUCAAAUAGUGCAUCCAUAGUCAUACUUACAUCACUUACACAUAUACACCCAUCCAGAGAUAUCAUUCGUAUCACCCUCCUAGGCCUAUUUUCUAUAUAAUAGUACAGUGACAAUUUUAAAAUUUAUAUCUACCUGUCAUAUUAUGAGCUCUUUAAUAACACAACAUCCUCGAUAAACCAUGAUUACAUCCAUUCUAUUAUGAUAAGUACCCUGGAUCCCUUCAUCAACGUAGCUUUGUUUCCGAAGUGAUGUUUACCUCCAUCUCUCUUAUCACCAACUUUGCCCCAAAUUUCUCUUGCUCAUAAGCUUGAUAUCAGCAACCCAAAUCCCUCUUCUGAACACAGUUUCAGCCUCAAUCUACAUUCAAAACCUGGUCUCAUCUGAAUGAGGGUAUAAUGUAUUUGAUCCAUUUAGAUACAGUUAUAAACUAACACUUAACUUAAGGUGUUCUUCUGUUUUUAUGACUGGGGAAAGAAGUCCUUAUGCUACAAGACCUAUUUGAGACAACUCGAAAAAAUCGAGUUUAAUACUGACCACGGUGAUAGCACUGCUUGUUUCAGUCACACUGUAAUUUGCUUUUGAAUGUCUUUUUCAUGUCAUUUGAACCAGAUCGAAAACAAAGAUGGCAAAUGGGUCCAGGGUAAUUGUCGUUAUGGAAUGGAGAUUUAAUACACUGCAUAAUCGAGGAUGCAGACACAGUGGUGUAGUCGUAUGUGUUUUGCCUUAUGGGUAUGUCAUUUAGCACAGCUGGAACAGUUUCUAUCUAAUUAUAUGUAGAUGUAUCGAUAUUUGAUAUGUGUUAGAUCUUUAAUCUUUAUACAAGUUUUAUACAUUGAAGUAUUUUAAGUUUAGUAAGAUUAUUAAGCAUAACAUCAAAAUGUUAAAUGAGUGUAUGUAAAACUGUGGCUGUGGAGCUUGUUUGUAUGAGCAGGGCCAAAUAGUAUUCUGAUUUCUGAUUGGUUGGUGUCAUGGGGGCAUAUAUUUCACCCACCUGUCACAUUGUGACAAACAUUGGCAUCACAUUUUGCUAUAUUUUUACUGGACUCUUGAAACAGAAUCAUUGCUUUGGUAUGGUGCAGUCUGGAUUUUAUUAGGUUAUAGGGCCUUUGGUUAGGUGCACACAGAUACAUUCCAGAAUGUUGUCGUAUCGAUUCUGUCUUACAUGCCAUGUUUUAAAUAACAUUUAAGGAACAAAAUAGAUACAUGCUAGGAUAAGGCGCCGUUGCAGUUAAAAAAAGAAUAAUUGUAGAAUAGGUCCUCAGUAACCCAUGCUUGUCAUAAGAGGUGACAAACGGGAUUGGGUUGUCAGGCUUGUUGACUUGGCUGAUGAAUGUCAUCGUAUCCCAAUUGCAUGGAUCGAUGCUCAUGAUAUCAAUCACUGGAAUGUCUGGUCCAGAUUUCAUUAUUUACAGACAGCCUUUAUAUGGCAGAAAUAUUGCUGAGUGUGGCGUUAAACAACAAACAAACAAAUAUUGUUUGCUGUAAAGUUGCUCGAGGAUGAGGAUCUGGAAAUGGCUUGUACUUGUAGAGCUCAUCGUAUCAAAAUGCACCUUUUAUCAUUUGCCACAAUUACAUAUGCUCUUUUAGCCCAAUGCCAAAUUAUUUGUAAACCACAUGACACAUGCUGUAAUCUGCUGAAGAUUAUCUUCCAGUUUUCUAUUCUACCAAGAUUUUGAUUUAUAAAAAUUCCAUGUUGCCAUGGUAACAGAUGUACAGAUUAGUUAUUGUGGUAGAGGGGCUGUGUAUUUGUCGAAGCAAAAGAAAGCAAAGUUUUAAGAUUGAUUAAGCCAAAUAAAUUGUUUUAAAUUUUUUUUGGCAAAAAUGAAAAACAUACAAGUUGUUGUUUGAUUAAAAAUAUUUUUAACAUUUUUUUUAAAGUUUGUUGAAACUAUAUUUCAAAAAGGUUUUAAGAAAGUAUCCUAAAUUCAAACCAGACAACAUAUUUGAGUUUUCUAAAGUUCGGCUCCUGUCCAUUUGGUACAGGUAUAUUGAGACAAGAAAAUCAAUAACACAUUUAUUUUGGCCUGUCAUUGAUUACCAUUAGAAACAGGUUCUCAAAACGUAAUUUACUCUGGUUUGGUAGUAGUUAACACAGCAUUUUAUGAAUUGUCAGCACUCAAACACCUUCAUGAGAAUUGGAUCAGAACUUUUAACAAUAUGUUCUGUUACACUACAAUACUGCCUGCAGUUUGGGAUAAUUCUGUGUUCUACACAGCCUCUGUAACUAAUUCUCAUUCCUUUCAACAUAUAUUUCAAUAUUAAUAUUUGCAAUAUUCCUGUGUUCAGAUCAGACAGCACAUUUUGCAUAUUCUAGACAUUGAAGACAAGCAUUUAGUUACUCUUGGUAAAUAUGACAGACUUUCUUCAUAGCAUUGUUAUUUUUUGCUCAAAUGUGUGUUAUCUCAAUGGCCCUAUUUCUCACAGAGUGUAGGGAUAAAAUAUAUUUAUUGCAUACUAGUGAUAGGUAUGAAUGAACUUUGUAUAAUGUGAUUAUUGUGGGAUGUGUAUUAGAGGUGUUUAUGUAUACAUGGCAAGAAGACAUUUUACCCGGGAAGUCUCAACUCGGCAAUUCUCCAGGCAUUGGGAUAUUUAUAUCAUCACUAGUAGAUACAUUAUUUGUAUAAGUAACAUCGUCCAGUACUUAACUUCUAAUGUUUCUUGGAAUUGGGGUGACAAACUGAUUUUCAGUGCUUUUAAUUUGCUUUUAGCUUUAAGUAAAUCUGAGGUUUCAUCACCAACCACUUCAUGCUGUUUGACAUAUUCUACACCUUUUCAAGCAAUUGUUAUAAGGCGACUAUCGGGAUCAGGUGGUCAGGCCUGUAGACUUGGAUACAUGUCAUCGUAUCCCAAUUGUGUGGAUCGAUGCUCAUUAUAUCAACCACUGGAUUGUCUGGUCCAGACUGGAUUAUUUAUAGACCGCUGUCAUAUAGCUGGAAUAUUUCUGAGUGCGUCAUUAAACAACAAACAGACAAUUGCAAUCAAUACUUGGUAGAGGUUCUAAAAUGCAUUGUAUAAACCAAGGGAGAUAACUCCUAGAUAGACAGGCCGUGGUUUCUUUUUUAAGUUUAUUGUGUAAGCAGAAGGAAAAAGAGCUUUACUCAGCUCCUAUGCUGCAGUGUUAAAGUUCACCAUGUCAAGUGUGUAUUAGUGAGUUUAGUACCAACAGUACAACUAGAAACAGGUAGCCUAUGUCACACAGCACCAAGCCUUGUGUUAGAAUAAUUCACCUGCAAGGCUUGUGGACUCUCGAUACAAUACAUGAUUGGGGAUUGUCACAAUAUCCAAUGAUAUUUACAAGUUGUGCGGUAGUAUGUACAUUGUCAAGUAAACUGAAUUAAUCCAGGUUUGGUCCAACUGACCAGAUUGGCUACAUCUCAAAUUAAAGCAAUGGCCUAUAUCAGUGGGCUGGAUGAAAAGACUUAUUCUUUUUCUAAUGCUCAAAUUAAGUGAAUAGAAGACUUUAACUAUAGACAGUGGCUUUUGGAUGAUGAUGUUGAUGCCAUGUCCUCAACACUUGCUAGGACAUAGUUUCAAACCGUAUUGUAUCGAGGGUCCUACAUUGUGAUUUGUAUCUAUAACUUCAGAUAUGGUAGCAUCCCAGAUGUAGUCAAUGGUUGUUUUGUGGGUUUCUGAACUGACAUAGUUUAAUGUUCAAUUCUGUAGUUGUGAUCAGUAAUGACAAUUUUGCAAGGACAUAUCACUUAGUGUUACAGUGGGGUCUGACAGUGGAGAUAUGUAAACAGAUUUCAAUACAUGGCAUCUGACUCUUAUUUAAUGGAUAAUCUCCAGUACAGGGAUGACAUUAUCUAUCUACAGCACUUACAGAACAAGUGCUGGCGUACAGGGCCCUAUUCCACGAAGUGAUCUUAGUGUAAGGUGAUCGUACCAUAGCCUUACGAACGUUGUAGCACUAAUAUCGCUUUGUGAAACAGGGCCCAGGUCUAGAAUCCUUACCCAUGUUCCAUGAUAAACUACAAUACUCAGAAAUUAAAGGAGUUUCAAGAUGUGGGUCAUUUUUUUUAGUCCGUACGACACACUUGAACUAAGUUUUUUUUUAAAUAACCUAGCAUCUGGAUGCUUCUAUCUAUUUAUAGCUGUCCUGUAAAUGUGUUGCUUUGUGUGUACAGACAUCUGUGUAGUCAGAAUGUAUAUUCAAUCGAAAUAAAAGAACGGACCGUUGUAUCUUCAUAUAGGUAAGUGUUAAAAUUUAUCCCAUUUACAAUGAAGGGAGGUCACUCUAUUUCUUGCUUCAUAUUGGAGCAAAUAGAUUUUUAGUUAAUCGGUCUGUUGACAUUUUCUCCCGUCUGUUGCAGAUUUUAAUGACAGUUGUUUCUGUACAUUGUUCUUCAAGUCCACCAUCCAGAAUUACAUAUAUAUAUUCAGCUGAAAUGUGUUGGCCAUUUCAUAUUACUUCUUGUUUCUCAGAAAGCAUGCUCACUCUGUGGAGAUUUUAAGUAUUAUCUUUCUCUUGGAUAAUUAUUACUGUUGGAAAUGUCAAAUAGCAAGCAUUUUCCCAAUAUGCAACUGACUGUAGCUAACUUAAAAACUAUUCAGAUGUGUUUUUUACUCCAAUUUGUUACCUGUCCUGAGUGAUAAAAAGUUCAUCCUGAAAGCUUACACAAUGAUCCUCGGAGUAGAGUGGAAAUGUCCAUGUCAUCCCAUUCUUUUUAUCAUAAUUCUAGAGCAAGGUAUAUCGCUUUGCUUGCUUUGAUAUAUCAAACACAGUGGUGUACGAAAGUUGUGAAUUUUCAUUCCAAAAUUAGUGAGAUGUACAUAAAUCCUGAUGUUAGUACAUACCUAGCGACAGUUGUUUGUACAUGGUUCUGUUGUUGAUUAUAUGUUUUAUAUGGAAGUGUAUAUAGCAUCACUGUUAAGACCUCAGUUGUGAGGUCUGUGUGUAUAUGUACUGAUACAGAGUAAACAUGUUAUGUAAAGAGA